This is a messenger RNA of Westerdykella ornata, 1215 nucleotides long. RefSeq lists its product as uncharacterized. Lineage: Eukaryota; Fungi; Ascomycota; Dothideomycetes; Pleosporales; Sporormiaceae. The record is from RefSeq and is a predicted model, not a curated record. The coding region runs from base 360 to 977 and encodes 205 amino acids. The transcript has 2 exons.
UGGGCGCACCGAAAUCCCCCCUCACGUGGCCGCCGCCAUGACUGGGCUAGACUAACCGUCUCUUUGUCAACCCUUAAUUCUGGUCUUGUCCCCGCAAGCUCGGUGCGUCCGUCGAACCUUCUCCCCUCCAACAAGGAGUAGUCGGAAGGCCCAGCUUCACCUCCAACCUUGGCGCUAGGGUAGAGCAUUCUGGCAAAAGGGACACCGGCCAGGGGGCCGGCCGCGGAUCGGCUCCAACAACUUGUUGAACGACUGCAUCCAAGACUCAAGACGCGCCUUGGUAAUGAGGGGAAGCUCGCCCAAGAAGGAGAACCCAAGACCCGCUGGAAAUGAAGUCAUUCCCUGUCCCUGUCUGAGGCAUGGUUUACCACGGCACCAAAAGCUGCGGUAAGACGUUUCGUCAGACUAAAUCCUGCUCAGUACAGAUCGACCUCCUGUUUUUGGUUUCCCUAUCUCUUCCCUGUUCUCGUCCAUUAUUCAUUUAUUCAGACUUGCCAACGCUCCAGUACUUUUCCUUAAUAAUCCAGGACCCUGGUUUCGCAGACAUGUCAACCUGUCAACCCAAAACCCCAAAAAGCCGGUGCCCAGCAACACAGCCUCAACGCCAUCAUGCACUGUCCGCCCCUUUCCCGGUCGAUUCGACGGCUCCGCUGUCCACCUGUCACCUGCCAAGUAGUGGAAAUCUUGGCGAAACCUUGGCCCAAACUUGGCGUCAAGCCUCCCAUGAGAACCCCGCCCAAGGAGAUCGUCAACAACACGCACACAUACGGAGGACUCCGCACACGCUACACACUAUCAGUCCAAUUCUACUAACACAGUACUCCACCUCCAGGCUUCUGCUGGGCCACUCAGAAGCCCAACACACGACUGUCGUCACGGGCCUACAUGCCGAACUUGCCUGCAAUAAUGUGAGCAGCCUGGGCCAGCUGGUGUAUGUAUGGCACUGCCAACGUGCAAGACCAUGCCUCAAGAGAUAAUCAAGCUGCAGCCAAGAUGCCUCCGCCGGCGGGAGCCUAUCACCAGCUAUGCUUGUUAUCCACUUCAAAACCCACCGCUCCAGGAAACGACAGGCACCUCUCUCUGCUCUGCUGCCCAGUACCCUUUCACAUGGCUCUGCACUUGCCUUGCCCAGUUCGAAACUGCAGAGAGUAGCAUCCUUAUCUAACUCCGUGUUGGAUCUCAUCUCAGCGCCUCGAAUGUGGAGGACCACAGUUU